Molecule: messenger RNA, 1863 nt
Organism: Malassezia globosa CBS 7966
Lineage: Eukaryota; Fungi; Basidiomycota; Malasseziomycetes; Malasseziales; Malasseziaceae
Exons: 1
Coding region: 1-1863 (620 amino acids)
Source: RefSeq, a predicted model, not a curated record
AUGUCGCGCUACUCUCACUUCGGUACAACAACACGCACGCCUCGAACUCGACGAGAGUGUGCAAGUGACGAACUACACACGCGUGUGCGCCUAUCGAUGGAUGUCCCUGCCGACGUGCGAGAAUGGGCCGUACAUACUUUACGUGCGCUUCAAAGCGGAAUCCAUGCACGGCUCAUAGGCAAGAUGUUUGCUGACGAUAUACCCUCUCCGGCGCCCUCGGACCUUGAUGACACUCGCGAUGUGUUCAUGCACCUUGGCGUGCUUCUCACUGAGUGCAACGAUCUCUUAGACUUUGAGCGAGCUGAGUCUAUCACAAAGAGAGGAGAUGAGCUAUGCUCAAGUGCUCGCGAUGAAAACAGUGCAUUCAACUAUGCUUUGGCUACACAAGCAGUGCACUCGCUCCAAGCGGAACUUCAUGCACUUCGUGGCGAGACGGAUCCUGAUGCGACAUUUGUUGAUUCGCAUGUUCCAUGGCAAAGCUCAUCAGAUUGGCGCGGUUUGGCUCAAGAUACCAUACAAAGCAUGAAUGAGCGACAUGCCAGUGAGCUUGCGCACAUUUACGAACAGCAUGCUGAUGAAUUAGAGGCACUCCGCAAUGAGCAUGCCACAGAUCUGGAACACGUUUCUGCACAGCAUGCGUCUGAUAUACGCACAAUGGAGAAUGGAUAUAUCAAAACAAUCGAGCAUGCUGCACAAGACCGUGCUGGAGAAGCGGAACGACACAAGCUCGAGUGUUUAGAACGAGAAACACAGUAUUCGGCGGAGCUCAAACAAAGGCAACAGUCAUGGGACGAGCGUGAGGCAUCGCUCACAGCCAAGCUAGAAGAAAUGCAUCGGACAUGGGAUAAGAGGGAAGCUGAACACAAGACUGAGCUGGAACACGUGCAACACAUGUGGCACGAGCGAGACGUACAGCGCGCUACAGACUUCGAACAGAUACAACGCACGUGGGAAGUUGCAAGCGAGACCCUGGGAUUUGCAUUGGAUUCGCUACAGCACGCUGUUGCUUCACAGGGAAGCCAGCUUGCACCGCUCCAUGGUCGAAUCCAGUCACUCAAUCGGCUACUAGACACAUUCGCCCAGGAGCGAGACGCCGCAAAUGCUGAAGCAUUGGCAUGGUCUGAGAGACAUGCCGAAGCACAGGCUCAUAUCGCUGCGCUGCAGGUCGAGAUCACUAGUAAAAACACAGAUCUGGUACAACAAACAAGCCGACUUGUCGAGACGGAACGCAAGCUGAAAGAAGUGCAGAAUGAAAUCGAGUGCUCAGCUCAUGUGCAAGCAAAUAUCGACGAGCUUCAGGAACGCCUCUCAGCGGCUGAUCAUGAUGCAUGGCAACUUCGUGAACAACUUCGAUCACUCGAGCCACUAAGAACAGAGCGUGCACAGCUUUCCAGUGAAGUACAUGAGCUGCAGAAGCUUGUCUCUAUGUAUAAGGACAGCGUUGCCCAUGCGCAGCAUGAACAUGAACAGACACAGCAGCAACUCGAACGGACCGAGACACAGCGAUUUGCGAUUGAACAGGCACUACGUGAGCGGGAAAUGGAGCUGCGCGACUUGUAUGAGGCGAAGCGCAUCUGGACAGAGCAGCGACGAGCCUUCAAGGCGCGUCCGUCUGUAUCAAAUGAGGCUACACAGCGUGUUGCGGAGCUGGAGAUUGAGCUGAGCGCUAAGGCGACAGAAGUCGAAGAGGCCGAUACCCGACUACUAACGGUCAUGAAAGAAAACAAGCGCCUCGCCGCACAGCUCAAGUCUCUAAAGAUGGAUGCAAAACGGGCUCUACAAGAUGUCACGAAUGCUACAUCAAAGACAUAUUCACCAACGAAAGCUGAUGCAAGAGUCGCCCGAUACAGACCAGUAUCGUAA